Messenger RNA from Nylanderia fulva, 2516 nucleotides. RefSeq names its product ATP-dependent RNA helicase vasa (gene vas). Lineage: Eukaryota; Metazoa; Arthropoda; Insecta; Hymenoptera; Formicidae. The record is from RefSeq and is a predicted model, not a curated record. Gene Ontology annotation, molecular function: ATP binding; nucleic acid binding; RNA helicase activity.
CUACGCGCAAAGAGCGAGAAACGCCAUACAGCGUUGAUACGCAAUUUGCGGUGGUUCGUCUGUUCGUCUCUUAGCGGUGUACUCGAGAUUGCAGAUAUUCCGGUUGUGUUACUUCAAUCUCGCGACUGCUGAUUAAACAAUUCCGUAAUAAAGAACGCGGAAAGUAUCCUGAUUAGUAAUCUGAUUAUUAACGAAGACUCGCAAGGUACUACGAUAAACAAAAAUGACAGAAGAACAGUGGGGAAUCAGUGAUGUGGACUUUUUACCACCAGCAAACACAUCAUCGUUUGAAGAAGGACGUGAUCCCUCUCGUGGCAAAGGACGUGGUACAAUUCCAUACAAUUUCAACACCGAUACACCAAAUUAUUCUGUAGGACGGAAUAAUUCAUAUGAUAAUGGAAAUAUGGAUAACUAUCAAAAAAAUUAUGGAAAUGCAGAUAAUUAUGAAAAUAAUGAAUAUGAAGACAAUAAUAGUAACAGAUUUGGACGAAACAACAGGACUGAUAGAGGACAAGACAAUGGCAGACCACGUUAUGGAAAUAAUGGUGACGAUGGAAAUAAUCACAGGUGGCAAGGCAGGGAUAGGAACAAUAGUAGGCGAAAUAGAGACAAUGAUGAAACUGAAGAUAAUAAUAAUGGAAGUUAUCAGAACGAUGGAAGAGAUAGACCAAGAAGAAAUAGAGAUGAUAAUGAACGUGAUGGAAAUUAUCAGAACGAUAGAAGAGAUAGACCAAGAAGAAAUAGAGAUGAUAAUGAAUAUGAUGGAAAUGAUCAGAACGAUAGAAGAGAUAGACCAAGAAGAGAUAGAAAUGAUAAUAGAGGUGGAAGAGGUGGAAGAGGUGGCGGUUAUGGUAGGAACAGGGAUGAUGGUGAUGAUUUCAAUGAAAACGACAGAGGCCGUAGAGGGAACGACAGUGGACCUAGAGAAGGCAAUGAAGAUGAACCAAAAAAGAGAGAGAUUUAUGUUCCACCAGAGCAACCUGAUGACGAAAAUUCUUUGUUUGGAAAUGACGUAACGGUGGGAAUAAAUUUCGAUAAAUAUGAUGACAUUGAAGUAAAAGUGUCUGGUGAAAAUCAACCGCCGAUGAUACAAUCCUUUGAUCAAUCUGGCUUGAGAAGUAUCUUGUUGGAUAAUAUUAAGAAAUCGGGUUAUACAAAACCUACUCCCGUUCAGAAGUACGCUAUCCCAAUUAUAAUGAGUGGCCGCGAUUUGAUGGCUUGCGCUCAAACAGGUUCGGGCAAAACUGCAGCAUUUGUACUUCCUAUCCUGCACACUCUGUUGGCAAGCCCAAGAGAUUUAAUUAAAACUGAUUCUUCCUCCGAACCACAAGUGCUGAUUGUAUCACCCACACGUGAGCUUACUUCGCAGAUUUAUCAACAAGUCAAGAAAUUUGCCUUGAAUUCUAUUAUACGCGCUGAACUUGCUUAUGGAGGAACAUCGGUUAUGCAUCAAAGGAAUAAGAUAUUUGCCGGUUGCCACGUUCUAGUCGCGACACCAGGUAGAUUGUUGGAUUUCAUGGGAAAAGGCAGAAUUAAACUUUCUUCAUUACGUUUUUUGGUCCUUGAUGAAGCUGAUCGAAUGCUAGAUAUGGGUUUUCUACCCGAUAUCGAAAAGAUAGUAGAUCACGAGACAAUGGUACCCGCAUCAGAAAGACAGACUCUUAUGUUUUCUGCUACCUUUCCGAAUGAGAUACAAGAACUUGCGGGUCGAUUUUUGAACAAUUAUUUAUUCCUUACUGUUGGAAUCGUAGGUGGUGCUUGUGCUGACGUAGAACAAAAUUUCUACCAAGCAUCUGGUCAACCUGAGAAACGAAAAUUACUGAAAGAAAUUCUAGAGAAACAAAAUCAGAUGGGAAGUAUAGAAGGCACUUUGGUAUUUGUCGAGCAGAAGAGACAUACGGAUUUCAUCGCUGCUUUCUUGUCGGAGAGCAAUUUUCCAACAACCAGUAUACACGGCGAUAGACUGCAGAGAGAACGAGAAGAAGCCCUAUCCGAUUUUAAACGAGGAAAAAUGUCGAUUUUGGUAGCAACGGCGGUUGCUGCGCGAGGCUUGGACAUUAAAAAUGUCGCUCAUGUAAUUAACUUUGAUUUACCAAAGACAAUCGAUGAAUAUGUUCAUAGAAUCGGACGAACUGGUCGUGUAGGAAAUCGCGGCAAAGCGACUUCAUUCUUCGAUUCAAGUACAGAUAUGCCACUUACUGGCGAUUUGGUUACAAAGUUGAAACAAACUGGUCAAGCGGUACCUGGCUGGCUAGAAUCUGGUGGUGGCGGCGGUAGUCGAACCUUUGCACCAGGAAGGGGAUCAAGAAGAUUCGGUGGAGAGGAUAUCAGAGGCAACAAUGAUGCGUAUGCUGAGAGAAAUGAUGAUGUUGGUUAUGCACCUCCUGUAUCACCAGAACCAGAAGAAGUGUGGUAAACAAGACGUGCCUCCUAUUUUUAUAAAUUGCUAUACGUUUUCUUUAAUUUACAAUAAAUAGAUAACAGAUUCACAUAUAAAGUAUAUGCAGACAAACAUA